AUGAAUUGCGAACUUUUAGCCACAUGCAGUGCCCUUGGGUACUUGGAGGGAGACACGUACCACAAGGAACCAGAUUGCUUAGCGAGUGUGAAGGAUUUGAUCUGCUACUUGAGGCACGAGGAUGAGACUCGGGAUGUGCGGCAGCAGCUGGGGGCCGCCCAGAUCCUGCAGAGUGACCUUCUACCCAUCCUUACCCAACAUCGCCAGGACAAGGCUCUCUUCGAUGCCGUGAUCAGGCUGAUGGUGAACCUGACACAGCCGGCCUUGCUCUGUUUUGGCAGUGUGCCCAAGGAGCCCAGCUUCCGGCACCACUAUCUGCAGGUGCUGGCUCACUUGCAGGCCUACAAAGAGGCCUUUGCCAGUGAGAAGGCUUUUGGGGUCCUCAGUGAAACCUUGUAUGAGCUGCUACAGCUGGGCUGGGAGGAACGGCAGGAGGAAGACAACUUGCUGAUUGAGCGCAUCCUGCUGCUGGUCAGAAAUAUUCUCCACAUCCCAGCCGACCUGGAUCAGGAGAAGAGGAUCGAUGAUGACGCCAGCGUCCAUGACCAGCUUCUCUGGGCAGUUCAUCUCAGUGGCCUGGACGACCUGCUCCUCUUCCUGGCCAGCUCGCCCACUGAGCAGCAGUGGAGCCUACACGUGCUAGAGAUCAUCUCCCUUAUGUUUCGUGACCAGAACCCUGAGCAGCUAGCAGGGGUGGGACAGGGGCGCUUAGCUCAGGAGCGGAGCACCGAUGUGGCAGAACUGGAGGUGUUGCGCCAGCGAGAGAUGGCAGAAAAGAAGACUCGAGCCCUUCAGCGUGGCAACAGGCAUUCUCGAUUUGGGGGCUCCUACAUUGUCCAGGGGUUGAAAUCCAUUGGAGAGAGGGACCUCAUCUUUCACAAAGGUCUCCACAAUCUCCGAAACUACAGUUCGGAUUUGGGAAAGCAGCCCCGGAGGGUGCCUAAACGCCGCCAGGCUGCCCGGGAGCUGUCCAUUCAGCGCCGCUCUGCCCUCAACGUGAGACUCUUCCUCAGAGACUUCUGCUCUGAGUUCCUGGAGAACUGUUACAACCGGCUCAUGGGCUUGGUGAAGGAUAACCUGCUUCGGGAGAGAGCUCAGCAGCACGAUGAGACCUAUUACAUGUGGGCCUUGGCUUUCUUCAUGGCCUUCAACCGGGCUGCCUCCUUCAAGCCAGGCCUGGUCUCUGAGACCCUCAGUGUCCGUACCUUCCACUUCAUUGAGCAGAACCUCACCAACUACUAUGAGAUGAUGCUGACUGACCGCAAGGAAGCCGCCUCCUGGGCACGCCGGAUGCACUUGGCUCUGAAGGCCUAUCAGGAGCUUCUGGCCACAGUAAAUGAGAUGGACGUGUCGCCAGAUGAGGCUGUGAGGGAGAGCAGCCGCAUCAUCAAAAACAACAUUUUCUAUGUCAUGGAGUAUCGAGAGCUGUUCCUGGCACUCUUUCGGAAGUUCGAUGAGCGAUGCCAGCCCCGCUCUUUCCUCAUUGACCUGGUGGAAACCACCCAUCUCUUCCUCAAGAUGUUGGAGCGGUUUUGUCGGAGCCGAGGGAACCUGGUGGUGCAGAACAAACGAAAGAAGAGAAAGAAGAAAAAGAAGCCUGUUGCUUCUGGUGAUGUCGCCUGCAGCCCAGGGGACCUAGAGGCCCUGUGGCCGUCCCUGGCCGAGCAGCUGCAGUGCUGUGCCCGGGAUCCUGAGCUCCGUUUGGACUCCAUGGUUCCCUUUGAUGCAGCCUCAGAGGUGCCCGUGGAAGAGCAGCGGGCAGAAGCCAUGGUGCGGAUCCAAGACUGUCUGCUGGCUAGCCAGGCCUCUCAGGCCCUGACUCUCCUUAGGUCUGCCCGAGAGGUGUGGCCAGAAGGAGAUGUGUUUGGCUCUCAAGACAUUUCCCCAGAGGAAGAGAUCCAGCUGCUGAAGCAAAUCCUCUGUGCCCCCCUUCCCCGGCAGCUGGGGCCAGAGGAACGAGGGGCAGAGGAGGAGGAAGAGGAAGAGGAGGAGGAGGAGGAGGAGGAAGAAUUGCAAGUGGUCCAGGUGUCGGAGAAGGAAUUUAAUUUUCUGGACUACCUGAAACGCUUUGCCAGCUCAACUGUCAUCCGAGCCUACGUGCUGCUGCUGCGGAGUUACCGGCAGAACAGUGCCCACACUAACCACUGCAUCGUCAAGAUGCUGCACCGGUUGGCCCACGACCUCAAAAUGGAAGCCCUUCUUUUCCAGCUCUCACUCUUUUGCCUCUUCAAUCGUCUGCUUAGUGACCCUGCCGCUGGGGCCUACAAAGAGCUAGUGACUUUUGCAAAAUACAUCCUGGGCAAGUUCUUUGCCUUGGCUGCAGUCAACCAAAAAGCCUUUGUGGAGCUGCUGUUCUGGAAGAACACUUCCGUGGUUCGAGAGAUGACGGAGGGCUAUGGCUCCCUGGACGGCGGAUCUAGUCGUAAGCCUCCUGCGUGGAGCCCAGAGGAGGAGGCCCAGCUUCGGGAACUGUACCUUGCCCAUAAGGAUGUGGAAGGUCGGGAUGUGGUGGACACCAUAUUGGCACACCUGAGAACUGCUCCUCGGACACGCAAGCAGGUCAUCCACCACCUGGUGCGGCUGGGGCUGGCUGACAGUGUUAAGGACUUUCAAAGGAAAGGGACCCACAUCGUCCUGUGGACAGAAGAUCAGGAGCUGGAGCUGCAGCGGCUUUUUGAGGAGUUCCAGGCCUCAGAUGAUGUCCUGGGUCAUAUCAUGAAGAAUAUCACAGCCAGACGCUCACGGGCCCGAAUAGUGGAUAAACUGCUGGCUCUGGGGCUGGUGGCUGAGCGGCGGGAGCUAUACAAGAAACGCCGGAAGAAGUCGGCACCUCCGGGCUCGCCUAAUGGAGAGGAGUCCCCGAAAGGUUUUUGCCAGGAAGAUCUGGAAGAAGAGGAAAGCCUGUCAGAGGGAGAUAGUGAGGAGAAUGAGGAGAAAGAGGAGUGCUCAGAAGCAGAGCAAACCCCCCCGGGGAGCUCAGUCCUGUCAACUGAAGACCUUGGGCAAAGCCUGCGGCAGGAAGGCUUUUCUGCUCCGCUCCUGUGGCUCCAGAACUGCCUGGUUCAAGCAGCAAACGACCGGGAAGAGGAUGGCUGCUCCCAGGCAGUGCCGUUGGUGCCGCUGACGGAAGAAAAUGAGGAAGCCAUGGAAAAGGAACAGUUUCAGCAGCUGUUGCGCAAGCUAGGGGUUCGACCUCCUGCCUCUGAGCAGGAAACCUUCUGGCGAAUUCCAGCCAAGCUGAGUCCCACCCAGCUCCGGAGGGCAGCAGCUUCUUUGAGUCAAGCAGAGGAAGAGGGAAAACUUCAGCCAGGGCUAGACCCGAAAGUUCCUGGAGAGCAAGCCCCCGAGGGAGAGCACCCAAAGGAAGACCGGGCACAAGCCCUGAGGGCCCUCCUGUUGGCCCGAAAAAAGAAAGCAGGCCUGGUGUCCCCAGCGGAGGCAGAGAUCGCUGCUGUCCAAGAGCAGCCGAAAGUGGCAGCCAAGAAGCGACAACUGCUGGACAGCGAUGAGGAACAGGAAGAAGAUGAGGGCGGGCGCAAAGCACCAGAGCUGGGAGUUCCAGGAAUCCAAAAGAAGAAACGGUUUUGUAUUGAGGAUGAAGAGGAAAGCGACUGAAGAGCCGGAAGCCUGAGGGUAGCGAUAGACCUGUAUGUGGGUGCUGAGUUUAAACCAGAAUUGGAAGGCUCAUGCAGGACCAGAAACGCCUCGUACUGGACAGAAGCAGUACAGGCCUGGGCUUCCCCAUGGACGGGGGUCCAGGAAGUUCAGACCAUGGUGCUGGACUCCCGUACUCACUCACUCCUUGUUUCUCCCUGUUUGGUCCGGAUGCCUCGGUAGCCCCCUGUCCCGGCUUCUUCUGGGACCCAUUCUUUGGGUUAUUAGUGCCCCUUAGCAAACGAAAGGAGUGAGUGAAACCUAGAAGGUGCCCUGGAUCUCUCUCACUGGUCUGUUCCUUUUGGCUCUCUGCUGGAGGUGGGUCAUGGCCCCAGACGGGGAGCUUCGUGACAUGAUGGGUAGGGAUAUAACACCACUUAAAAAGCACCAGAUGCUCCCAUCUUCAUUCUCUUUCCUAUGAUCACAGCCUAGACACCAGAUUGAGCCUAAUUCCUGCAGUUGAGGUGGGGCUGGGAUGCAGUACUCCGCAGAUGAUGAAUAUGUUUGGUUUGUGUUUGGUAUUGAAUUAACCAUGUAAGAUUAAAAGUUGCCAAUGUUGAUCUGACUUCUAAUCUGUCUUAAGUACCCUGCUGUGCUCUUGGGAGACCUUUUGACUAUUAAGGUUAAAACAAACCAUCAACCUUCCAUUUUCUCUUGCUUUCCCUACAGAAGGCACAGAAAAAUAUUCUCACCUCAAGAUCCUUGUUCUAGGACAGUGGUCGG
Eptesicus fuscus (big brown bat) is the source of this 4377-nucleotide messenger RNA. RefSeq names its product timeless circadian regulator (gene TIMELESS). The record is from RefSeq and is a predicted model, not a curated record. The transcript is spliced from 28 exons. Lineage: Eukaryota; Metazoa; Chordata; Mammalia; Chiroptera; Vespertilionidae. Bases 1 to 3615 code for a protein of 1204 amino acids. Gene Ontology annotation, biological process: replication fork arrest; DNA repair; DNA replication checkpoint signaling. Gene Ontology annotation, cellular component: replication fork protection complex. Gene Ontology annotation, molecular function: DNA binding.